GACGCUUGGUACUUCCGCUUUGUACACAGCAGUUAGCUAGCCGCGCACAGUGUGUGUGAUACAGCGUUAUUCUUCUCAUUCCUGUGUCUGCAGGUGUCUUUUAAAGAUGAACACGGUUCUGUCCAGAGCGAACUCUUUGUUCGCCUUCUCUCUGAGCGUCAUGGCGGCGUUAACCUUCGGCUGUUUCAUCACGACAGCUUUCAAAGACAGAAGAGUUCCUGUGGACAUCCACGUCUCCAAAGUCAUGCUGAAGAACGUUGAUGACUUCACAGGGCCCAGAGAGCGCAGUGAUCUGGGUUUCAUCACUUUUGACCUCUCAGCCAAUUUGCAGCCAAUUUUUGACUGGAACGUUAAACAGUUGUUUCUCUACCUGUCUGCUGAGUACGCCACAAAGAGCAAUUCUCUGAAUCAGGUGGUGCUGUGGGAUAAAAUCGUCCUUCGAGGAGAAAAUACCAAACUGAACCUCCGAGACAUGAAGUCUAAAUACUUCUUCUUUGAUGACGGGAACGGGCUCAGAGCCAAUAAGAACAUCACUCUGAUGCUGUCAUGGAAUGUCGUUCCCAAUGCUGGAAUCCUGCCUCUAGUGGCUGGAAGUGGACACGUCAGCCUCCCUUUCCCAGAUGCAUACGAGGCCACAAAGAGCUAUUAGACUGACACAAAAACAUAUGCAGCCAGUUUAACAUGCACCGCACAUACACUGAUGAAACUAAUGAUUCACACACACAAUACACUGGUUUGUCUUCAUACCUUUAAAUGAAUAUUUGGUUUGUAAUAAAAGUGGAGAUUGGAA
Molecule: messenger RNA, 790 nt
Organism: Seriola aureovittata
Lineage: Eukaryota; Metazoa; Chordata; Actinopteri; Carangiformes; Carangidae
Gene: spcs3
Product: signal peptidase complex subunit 3
Exons: 5
Coding region: 107-649 (180 amino acids)
Biological process (GO): protein targeting to ER
Cellular component (GO): signal peptidase complex; membrane
Source: RefSeq, a predicted model, not a curated record